Messenger RNA from Monodelphis domestica (gray short-tailed opossum), 2263 nucleotides. It is a transcript of the gene E2F4, whose product is annotated as E2F transcription factor 4. Gene Ontology annotation, cellular component: RNA polymerase II transcription regulator complex. Lineage: Eukaryota; Metazoa; Chordata; Mammalia; Didelphimorphia; Didelphidae. Gene Ontology annotation, biological process: regulation of transcription by RNA polymerase II. The record is from RefSeq and is a predicted model, not a curated record. Gene Ontology annotation, molecular function: RNA polymerase II cis-regulatory region sequence-specific DNA binding; DNA-binding transcription factor activity, RNA polymerase II-specific; protein dimerization activity.
UGCCAAGCGGAAGUGUCGCUUUUGCUGCCGGCUGAGACACUGGGAGCGGAAGCGGAAGUGGCGGCGGCAGGCGGCGGGCGCCGGCCUGGCCUGGGCUUAGGGAGGCAGGCUGCCAUGGCGGAGUCCGGGCCGCAGGCGCCGCCGCCGCCGCCUCCCGGGACCCCGAGCCGGCACGAAAAGAGCCUGGGGCUGCUCACGACCAAGUUUGUGUCGUUGCUGCAGGAGGCCAAGGACGGAGUCCUAGACCUGAAACUGGCAGCAGACACUUUGGCUGUUCGGCAGAAGCGGAGAAUCUAUGACAUCACGAAUGUCCUAGAAGGAAUUGGGCUGAUCGAAAAGAAGUCAAAGAACAGUAUCCAGUGGAAGGGUGUGGGACCUGGCUGUAACACCAGAGAAAUAGCAGACAAGCUCAUCGAAUUGAAAGCAGAGAUUGAGGAGCUUCAGCAGAGAGAGCAGGAAUUGGACCAGCACAAGGUUUGGGUUCAGCAAAGCAUCCGGAACGUCACUGAAGAUGUGCAGAACAAACGCGUAGCAUAUGUCACUCAUGAGGAUAUCUGCAAAUGUUUCACGGGGGACACUCUCUUGGCCAUUCGGGCCCCAUCAGGUACCAGUCUGGAAGUGCCAGUCCCUGAGGGCCUAAAUGUGCAGAAGAAGUAUCAGAUCCAUUUGAGGAGUGCAACUGGCCCCAUCGAGGUGCUACUGGUAAACAAGGAUGCGUGGAGCUCUCCCCCUGUGGUGGUCCCUGUGCCUCCUCCUGAGGACCUUCUUCAGUUCCAGGCAGCCAUUCCUUCCCCCCCACAGCCGAGACCAGCACCCUCUCAACACCCAGAGACCUCCAUCCCCAGCAGCCCCUGCCCCUCCACUCCCACCAGCACCCAGGACCAGAGUGCCAUUGGGCAACCAACAGCCAGCCCAGUUGCAGGGAGCAGCAGUGGCCCUGGGGCAGACAGCAAGGAUGCCAGUGUCCUCGGUACCCUCAACACUGCUUCCCCUGCUGCACUUGACACGCGGCCACUCCAGUCCUCGGCCUCCUUGGACAGCAGCUCCACCUUGCCCAACCCUUCUACCUCUUUUGAGCCAAUCAAGCCGGAUCCUACGGGCAUACUGGAACUCCCCAAAGAGCUGUCAGAAAUGUUUGAUCCAACAAGAGAGUGCAUGAGUUCCGGGCUGCUGGAGGAGUUGAUGUCCUCAGAAGUGUUUGCCCCUCUGCUCCGCCUCUCUCCUCCUCCUGGAGACCAUGACUACAUCUACAACCUGGAUGAAAGUGAAGGUGUCUGUGACCUCUUUGAUGUGCCAGUCCUCAACCUCUGACUCUGGGGCUGCCCUAGGGCUGUGUGGAGUCAAGACUGUUUGACUUGGGGUUGCUUUGGGCCUUCCUUUUCCCCCCAUGUCCACUGUCCUCAGGAUUCCUCCAGAUACAGACUGACCAGCCCCCAGGCCCCUUUCAGCCCUCCCUUCCAAAUUGCACAAUUAGGGUCAUAGAUUUCCUGUUCCUGAUACUGGCCAGUUUGUCCACCUGCCCUUCCAGACGGGGGAGGAGGGACCCCAUGCCACCCCCCCCCCCCUUUCCCUCAAAUAUCUAUCCUCUGCCCACAGGUAGCCAAAGCAUUUGCCAUGUGCCUCUUCUAGGCCAAAACCUGAUGGUCCCCUGCUCCUUUUCUUUCCACACCUUAUAUCUUAGGGCUCAGGCUCUGCUGCUCCAGAGGGAUGCAGUAACCCUAGAUCCCCCUUACCAAGGCUACCAGAGGGACCCUGCACCCCAGCGCCACCCCCUCCCCCAAGCCCAGGGCAGGAUGAGGACCGAAGCCUAAGCAUCCAAACUAGACUGACAAACUGAGUGUGCCCCAGGCUUUUCUGGAGUCAGAGGCCUGAACUUGUGGAGGGGAGGAGGGGAGCCUAGCCUAGCCACAUCUCUGAAUGGAGCAGGAAUGUGACCACCCCCUCCCCCACACGGCCUACUUGCUGCCCAGAGCAGGUGGCUGAGACAGGCUAAGCCACUCCCCAAAUUGGAUGGGUCCCCAUCCCUGCGCCCCUAGUCUGAGGGCCCCCUCUAGCCCAGGGCUGGAAGGAGGCGGCCCCUGCCUCCUGUGUUCCUGUAUCACCCCUUGCCUCCAGUUAGAAAAUGUUCGGAAAGAGAUUUAGAGAGAUUUACAGGAAUGAACAGAUUCCUAUAUAAAGAUUAUUUUUAUACUUUUUGCAGUGUAAGGAAAUUGCCUGUAAUAUUUGUACAGUGUCUGAAUGAAUAAAAACCGCGUCUAAGGUU